UAGCGCUCACGUCGUAAAAUUUGCGUCGCGCGUCAAUCGCUCCGUGCUUUUCACUCACGUGAAAGUCAUAAUUCGGCGUCUCGUUUGCGCUUCGAAUUUUAUCCAUAUCGUACCGACGCGCUGCGCGCUCUUAAUAUACUUUUAUGUAAAUUAUAUGUGCUCGUAUAGUUUCAGUGUAUCAAAAGUGUAUGGAUAUAGCGAUGGCAGGAUUAGGAGGUUCAAGGAUGACUUCAUGUUCGGAGCUUCCACGGCCGCCUACCAAGUUGAAGGGGCUUGGGAUUUAGAUGGUAAAGGUGAAAGCAUCUGGGACAGAUUCCUUCACCAAAAUCCAGAAAUCAUACCUGACGGAGAGGGCGGUGAUGAAGCCUGCGACUCCUACCACAACUACAAGAGAGAUGUGGAGAUGUUGAGAGAACUGGGCUUGGAUUACUACAGGUUCUCUAUCUCCUGGCCGAGGAUACUGCCUCAGGGUUUCGCUAACAAUAUAAACAAGAAAGGUCUUGAAUACUACGACAACUUGAUCGAUGAGCUGCUCAAAUAUGACAUCAAACCAAUGGUCACAAUGUUCCACUUCGAUUUACCCCAAACACUGCAAGACUUGGGCGGUUGGGCAAAUCCUAACAGCGUGCAAUGGUUCGAGGAAUACGCUAAAGUGAUCUUUAAACAGUAUGCCCAUAAGGUUCCAUAUUGGAUAACAGUUAACCAGCCAAAUUUUAUAUGCGUGGAUGGGUAUGGGGGAAAGGAAAAUGCCCCAGGGAUAGGAUCUAGUGGUAUUGGGGAUUAUAUGUGCAUCAAGAAUGUCAUGCUAGCACAUGCUAAGGCGUAUAGAUUGUAUGAGAAAGAGUAUAAAAAACAAUUUAAUGCUGACGUUGGUAUUUCCCUCGCACUAAGCUGGGUGGACCCACUAAACAAUAUCACAGAAAAUGUCGAGGCGGCUGAUAUAUACAGAGAUUUUACAAUAGCAAUGUACGUGAAUCCGAUCUGGUCUAAAGAAGGGGACUUCCCGCGUACAGUCAAACGUCGAGUCCUGGAAAGAAGCACGGCGCAAGGUUUCCCGGAGUCUCGGUUCCCUGUUCUCAGCCCGGAGGAGAUUCAACUUUUGAAAGGUUCCGCGGACUUCAUGGGCGUGAACCACUACACCACGUUCCUGGUGAAGCCCUCGGAGAAGCAGUACCCGGUGCCGUCGUUUGAGGAUGACGUCAACGUCACGCUUACCUACAGACCUGAGUGGAAGCAGGCGCAGUCAAAAUGGCUCAGGAGUGCUCCGUAUGGCAUUUACAAACUAUGUCUAUACCUCAACAAGGAGUAUGACUAUCCUUUGAUGAUCAUCACCGAACAUGGGUGGUCCACCAAGAAGGUGCUAAAGGAUCGCUCCCGAGUGAGGAAUAUGAGGGAGUUCUUCAAGGCUCUACUCCUGGGUAUAGAGGAUGGCGCCAGGGUCAAAGGUUAUACGUCUUGGAGUCUCAUGGACAAUGUAGAGUGGAGUGCUGGAACUAGUGAACGUUUCGGUCUCUACGACGUGGACUUCGAGUCCAGCAAAAAGACGAGAACAGCCAGGCUAUCGGCAUUAGUGUACAAGCGAAUAAUCGAGCAGAGAAUUGUCGAACCUCACUGGAUACCAAAUAGUUUGAACAUAUCUAUUACUAAGCGAUCAAACGCCCAAAGAAACGAUAUAGAACCUUAUUUUGUUUUCAUUAUUAACUACCUAUUCAAAAACAUACUUCUAAGUUAA
Molecule: messenger RNA, 1732 nt
Organism: Bicyclus anynana (squinting bush brown)
Lineage: Eukaryota; Metazoa; Arthropoda; Insecta; Lepidoptera; Nymphalidae
Product: myrosinase 1-like
Exons: 8
Coding region: 155-1732 (525 amino acids)
Biological process (GO): carbohydrate metabolic process
Molecular function (GO): beta-glucosidase activity
Source: RefSeq, a predicted model, not a curated record